UGAUGCAUUUAUUUUGUGUGUACUUUGUAGAAGCAAAUGACAGUUUUGAAAAGGUAUGUCUUAAGGCUGUUCAUGUCGAUCAAGUACAUAACAGUAAACGUAGUGGACAGAAACAACGGGAGAAUAGUGACAACAGCUUCAACUGUAGAGCACGCAAUCAAGAACUCGCUAGAAUGUGGUCGUACUUGCAAUGCUAAGGCAGCGGCUAUUGUUGGAGAGGUUUUAGCGAUGAGGCUGAAAGUGGAAGGGCUUCAAGAUGGGCAAGGAAGAGGUAUCCAUGCCGAUGUGAAGAAAGAAAUCGAAAAGAAAGGGUUUAAGAGUCGAACCAAGGUAUGGGCUGUUAUUAAUUCUCUUAGAAACAAUGGUGUUACUCUCAUUCUUGACGAUGAUGAUGAUGAUGAGUAUCGUGAUCGUUCUUAUGAGGGUCAUCGGUGAAUUUGCAAGCUUUGUUUUUAUGUGUCAUCUUCUCUAGUUGUUAAGGAAUCUUAGAGAUAGGUUUGUAUAACUUGGAAUAGUCAAAUCUUUGUGACA
This is a messenger RNA of Arabidopsis arenosa, 531 nucleotides long. The record is from the annotation of a GenBank genome assembly. Lineage: Eukaryota; Viridiplantae; Streptophyta; Magnoliopsida; Brassicales; Brassicaceae.